Suillus bovinus is the source of this 1263-nucleotide messenger RNA. Its product is annotated as acyl-CoA dehydrogenase NM domain-like protein. The coding region runs from base 1 to 1263 and encodes 420 amino acids. NCBI's taxonomy places the organism in Eukaryota, Fungi, Basidiomycota, Agaricomycetes, Boletales, Suillaceae. Gene Ontology annotation, biological process: L-leucine catabolic process. The transcript has 10 exons. Gene Ontology annotation, molecular function: flavin adenine dinucleotide binding; 3-methylbutanoyl-CoA dehydrogenase activity. The record is from RefSeq and is a predicted model, not a curated record.
AUGUUGGCCUUAACAUCUGGUAGACUUGUUACAGCGCACAAGCUACGCAGCUACUUCCGACCCAUACUCACCAGUCAAAGGUCGCGCCAAAUCUCAACGUACAACGUUGAUAUAGCAGGGCUCACGGAAGAGCAAGCUGAGUUCCGCAAUGCAGUGGCCGAGUUUGCCCAACGGGAGCUCGCCCCGCGUGCUGCACAAAUCGACAAGAGCAACAACUUCCCUUCAGACAUUUGGGAGAAGCUUGGUGACAUGGGUUUGCUUGGUAUCACCGUCUCGUCAAAGUACGGUGGUUUGGAUCUUGGAUACUUUCACCACACUUUGGCAAUGGAAGAGCUUUCCCGUGCUUCUGGCUCUGUUGCGCUGUCAUACGGCGCGCAUUCGAACCUUUGUGUGAACCAAAUCCAUCGCCAUGGCACUGAAGCUCAAAAGCAGAAAUACCUUCCUGACUUGAUCGCUGGGAAGAAAAUAGGCAGUUUGGCUAUGAGUGAACCUGGGAGCGGGAGUGACGUAGUCAGCAUGAGUUUGAGGGCAGAUAAAAUAGACGGUGGUUGGAAGCUGAAUGGAAACAAGUUCUGGAUCACCAAUGGACCAACGGCAUCAACACUAGUCGUUUACGCCAAAACUGCUCCUGAAAGAGGUUCCAAGGGCAUUACCGCGUUCAUUAUCGAGAAAACAUUCGAAGGAUUUUCCACGCACCAGAAGCUUGAUAAAUUCGGAAUGAGAGGGAGUGAUACUUGCGAACUUGUCUUCGAUAACUGCAAAGUCCCAGAAGAGAAUGUUCUUGGUCAGGUCAACAAAGGCGCGGGGGUCUUAAUGUCUGGGCUUGACCUUGAACGUCUUGUCCUGAGUGGCGGUCCCUUGGGUUUGGCACAAGCUGCAUUCGAUUAUGCAGUGGAAUAUGUCCAUGAUCGCAAGCAGUUUGGACAACCUGUGGGAACAUUUCAAUUAAUGCAGGGCAAGAUUGCGGAUAUGUAUACAAGUAUUAAUGCAAGCCGCGCGUAUGUCUAUGCUGUUGCAAGAGCUUGUGACCGUGGUCAGAUCAGUCGUCGAGACUGUGCUGGUGCCAUCCUCUACUCUACCGAGAAAGCCAUAGAGGUUGCACUGGAAGGCAUGCAAUGCCUUGGCGGUAACGGAUACAUAAAUGAUUAUCCUAUGGGUCGGAUUUUACGCGAUUCUAGGUUGUAUGCAGUGGGCGCAGGGACGCAAGAGAUAAGGAGGAUGCUGAUAGGUCGGGAGUUCAAUGAGCAGUUCAAAUCGUCAUGA